AUGAGGCUCUUCUUGUGGAGCUCGGUCCUGACGCUGCUGGUCCCAGCGCUGAGCGGGGCGCUGAUCCCCGAGCCGGAGGUGAAGAUCGAGGUGCUGCAGAAGCCGUUCAUCUGCCACCGCCAGACCAAAGGCGGGGACCUGAUGCUGGUCCACUACGAAGGCUACUUAGAGAAGGAUGGCUCCUUAUUUCACUCCACCCACAAACAUAACAAUGGCCAGCCCAUCUGGUUUACCCUGGGCAUCCUGGAGGCUCUCAGAGGCUGGGACCAGGGCUUGAAGGGCAUGUGUGUGGGAGAGAAGAGAAAGCUCGUCAUUCCUCCUGCCCUGGGCUAUGGGAAAGAAGGAAAAGGUAAAAUACCCCCAGAGAGCACACUGAUAUUUAACAUCGACCUCCUGGAGAUUCGAAAUGGACCAAGAUCCCAUGAAUCAUUCCAAGAAAUGGAUCUUAAUGACGACUGGAAACUCUCUAAAGAUGAGGUUAAAGUGUAUUUGAAGAAGGAGUUUGAAAAGCAUGGUGCGGUGGUGAAUGAAAGUCAUCACGAUGUUUUGGUGGAGGAUAUUUUUGAUAAAGAAGAUGAAGACAAGGAUGGAUUUAUAUCUGCCAGAGAAUUUACAUAUAAACAUGACGAGUUAUAG
Messenger RNA from Pipistrellus nathusii (Nathusius's pipistrelle), 636 nucleotides. The record is from the annotation of a GenBank genome assembly. NCBI's taxonomy places the organism in Eukaryota, Metazoa, Chordata, Mammalia, Chiroptera, Vespertilionidae.